Molecule: messenger RNA, 519 nt
Organism: Linnemannia hyalina
Lineage: Eukaryota; Fungi; Mortierellomycota; Mortierellomycetes; Mortierellales; Mortierellaceae
Source: the annotation of a GenBank genome assembly
AUGUCAGGAAUCUGUAGAAGUCGGCUCGCAGAGGAGAGAAAGCAAUGGCGCAAGGAUCACCCCUUCGGUUUCUACGCCAGACCCGAGAAGAAGAGCGAUGGAACCCUUGAUUUGAUGAACUGGCAGGUCGGCAUUCCUGGCAAACCCAGCACACCAUGGGAAGGCGGUGUCUACAAGCUCGUCCUCAUUUUCCCCGAAGAUUACCCCAGCAAGCCUCCAAAGUGCAAGUUUGUCCCUCCACUUUUCCAUCCUAACGUCUACCCAUCUGGAACUGUUUGCCUCUCUAUCCUGAACGAGGAGGAGGGAUGGAAGCCAGCAAUCACGAUCAAGCAGCAUGGACCUCUCUUUAACCCUGCUCUCCCUUCUCACUUUUACCAGAUAUUGCUGGGAAUCCAGGAUUUGUUGAACGACCCCAACCCCGAGAGUCCUGCUCAGUCCGAGGCCUAUGUGAUGUUCAAGAAGGACAAGGUCAGCUAUGAGAAGCGCGUGCGGCAGCAGGCCAAGGAGAACACUGCAUAG